UAUGAACCAUGAAAGCAUGAAACAUGUUUAACCAGUAGCCAGAAAUGAAGGAGUUGCCAUGCAUUUGUUCCUGAUGUAUCUUUAUCACACACAUACACUGAGAUCUGCAUUAUCUCCACUUUACAAAUAAGAAAAGAAAAACCUGGGUCACCCACCUUGAGGGGCUAGGUUGUAAAAAAGAUCUAAAGAUACCAAGGCACUGUGUGACAAAGCUGGAGGAAAACUAGAGCUAUGUAGAUUGAGGAUGCAUAAUGAGUGGUGUCUUCCUGGUACUCCAUACCCACCUCAUCUGCUUAGGCUGUAUAUUAUCCAGUUACACCUAUACCCAGAUAAGAACCAGAGGCCACAUAGUUCUAGCCAAGGCUGAUGACUUCAAGAGACUAGCCAGAAAAUAAGUAUAUAGCAACAGACAUAUGUGCUACAUACAGAUUCAUGGUGUGUUGAGUGUGCACGUGCUUUGUGGACAUUGUCACAGGGCAGCAGGGAAAUGCAAAGGUCAUUUCCAUAACAUUUGGUAGAUGCCAUAUGACAUUGAGAUUACCCAGGUACCUAUUCCAACAAGAGUCAACAGCCUCCCCAAUGUUUGGGUGCCAGAAACCUGCUAUGUUAGCAAUAGCACUCUCAUACCCCGGGAUGUCUUAGCUAGGGUUACUAUUGUUGUGAUGAAACAUUAUGACCAAAGCAACUUGGGGAGGAAAGGGUUUAUUUGGCUUAUGCUUACAUAGCACUGUUCAUAUUCAAAGGAAGAAGUCAGGAUGGGAACUCACACAGGGUAGGAACCUGGAGGCAGAAGCUGAUGCAGAGGCCUUGGAGGGGUGCUGCUUACUGACUCGCUCAGCCUGCUUUCUUAGAGAACCCAGGAUCACCAGCCCAAGAGUGGUACCACCUACAAUGAGAAGGCCCUCCUCCAUCAAUUACUAAGAGAAUGCCCUCCAGCCAGAUCAUAUGGAGGCUUUUUCUCAAUUGAGGCUCACUCCUUUCAGAUAACUCUAGCUUGUGUCAAGUUGACAUAAAAUUAGCCAGAACAAGGGAAGAGGCUAAGAAGGAACUAUUGAACUGCAUACAAACACACACCUGGCCCUAGCAGCUGCAGGAACCUAUUUGUUUAUGGCCUUUUCUCAUUUUCAUGGAACAGCUGUGGGCACUCUGACUGCUAAGGCAGGAGGAGGGCUUACACCAAGCAUCAGCAGAAUGGGCAAGGGUCUCUACAGCUUCCAGAAUGCCAGAAGAACAGCUGGGACCCUCAAUGAGUCUGUCCCAGGACCCAGGCAGGUUGGAACACCCAGGAAACUCAGUCCCAACUCUCCCUACCCCAUCUGAAGGUUAGAGCCCUGGCUAAACAGAUGUCUACUGUCAUUGUUGAGAGACCACCUCUGCAGCUCCUGUCUAUUGACAGUACUGCCUCAAAUCAGAAGCCAGAAGAUAAAAGGUGUCUCUGUGCCUUCAAGAAUAGCCCUUGUAUCCGUCCCCGUAAUCCCAGUCAAGGGAAACCCUGGGAUCCUGAAUGCUUCAUCAUCCUCUUUAUAGACUGCUAGGCUGCUCUAGGAAUGAAGGGAGCUGAGGAGCUUGGGCACAGGAAGGCGAUAAGGCCACAGCCAGUGGGCACAGUUGGCUUACUGGGUCACUUUUGGACAGAGAGCAUAUUAAUGAUAGGAAGAUGAGUCCAGUAUACACAAACCAUCAGGUCUGAGCUAUUGAGCAUAUCACCGGAGCCCCUUGGGGCUUGGCAGCCAAGCACAGCAGCAGUUUUGCUAACCAAAUUCUCUGCUCCUUCCCGAUGAACUCAGUAUAUCUGGGGCUCCAGCCCAACACAACCACCUACUGUCUCUGCUGGAAUCUUCUACCUACCAUGCCAGGCCUAGCUAUCCUGAGCCUCAGCCUAGCUGCUCUCCUGGGCCUUGGGACGGGGGCCUCGCUGUGCCUGUCACACCAACUCAAGGCACAAGGGGACUACAUACUGGGUGGGCUAUUUCCUCUGGGCUCACCUGAGGAGGACACCCUCUACCAGAGAACACGACCCAAUGGCAUCUUGUGCACCAGGUUCUCACCGCUUGGUCUGUUCCUGGUCAUGGCUAUGAAAAUGGCUAUAGAGGAGAUCAACAAUGGAUCUGCCUUGCUUCCUGGGCUGCGCCUAGGCUAUGACCUAUUUGACACAUGCUCAGAGCCGGUGGUCACCAUGAAGCCCAGUCUCAUGUUCCUGGCAAAGGUGGGCAGUCGAAGUAUUGCUGCCUACUGCAACUAUACACAGUACCAACCCCGUGUGCUGGCUGUCAUUGGGCCCCACUCAUCAGAACUUGCCCUUAUUACAAGCAAGUUCUUCAGCUUCUUUCUCAUGCCACAGGUCAGCUAUAGCGCCAGCAUGGAUCGGCUAAGCGACCGGGAAACAUUUCCAUCCUUCUUCCGCACGGUGCCCAGUGACCGGGUGCAGCUGGAGGCUAUUGUGACUCUGUUGCAGAGUUUCAGCUGGAACUGGGUGGCUGCCUUAGGGAGUGAUGAUGACUAUGGCCGGGAAGGUCUGAGCAUCUUUUCUGGCCUGGCCAAUGCACGCGGUAUCUGCAUCGCACAUGAGGGCCUGGUGCCGCUGCAGGACACCAGCGGCCAACAGCCUGGCAAGGUAUUGGAUGUGCUACACCAAGUGAACCAAAGCAAUGUGAAAGUGGUGGUGCUGUUUGCCUCCUCCCGUGCUGUCAAAUUCCUUUUUGACUACAGCAUCCGUCAUGGCCUCUCACCCAAGGUAUGGGUGGCUAGUGAGUCCUGGCUGACCUCUGACCUGAUCAUGAAACUAUCCAAUGUUGCCCGUGUGGGCACUGUGCUUGGGUUUCUGCAGCGAGGUGCCCCACUGCCCGAAUUCUCCCAUUAUGUGGAGACCCACCUUGCCCUGGCUGCUGACCCAACAUUCUGUGCCUCAUUGAAAGCUGAGUUGGACCUGGAGGAACAAGUAAUGGGGCAACGCUGUCCACAGUGUGACCACAUCAUGCUGCAGAACCUGUCAUCUGGACUGCUGCAGAACCUAUCGGCUGGGCAGUUGCACCACCAGAUUUUUGCAACCUAUGCAGCUGUGUACAGUGUGGCCCAGGCCCUUCACAACACCCUACAGUGCAAUGUCUCAAGUUGCCCCGUAUCAGAGCCUGUUCAACCCUGGCAGCUCCUGGAGAACAUGUACAACAUGAGUUUCCAUGCUCGAGACUUGACACUGCAAUUUGAUGCUAAAGGGAACGUAGACAUGGAGUAUGACCUGAAGAUGUGGGUGUGGCAGAGCCCUACACCUGCAUUGCACACUGUGGGCACUUUCAAUGGCACCCUUCAGCUGCAGCACUCCAAGAUGUACUGGCCAGAGAACCAAGUGCCAGUGUCCCAGUGCUCCCGACAGUGCAAAGAUGGCCAGGUGCGCAGAGUAAAGGGCUUCCACUCCUGCUGCUAUGACUGUGUGGACUGCAAGGCAGGCAGCUACCGGAAACAUCCAGAUGACUUCAGCUGCACUCAAUGUAACGAGGAUCAGUGGUCCCCAGAGAAAAGCACAGUCUGCUUACCUCGCAAGCCUAGGUUCCUGGCUUGGGGAGAGCCAACUGUGCUGUCACUACUCCUGCUGCUCUGCCUGGUGGUAGGCCUAGCACUGGUCUCCCUGGGCCUCUUUGUCCACCACUGGGACAGUCCUCUUGUUCAGGCCUCAGGUGGGUCACUCUUCUGCUUUGGCCUGGUCUGCCUAGGCUUCUUCUGCCUCAGUGUCCUUCUGUUCCCAGGACAGCCAAGCCUUGCCAGCUGCCUUGCUCAACAGCCAUUGGUUCACCUUCCUCUCACAGGCUGCCUGAGCACACUCUUCCUGCAAGCAGCUGAGAUCUUUGUGGAGUCUGAGCUGCCACUGAGCUGGGCAAACUGGCUAUGUAGCUGCCUUCGGGGACCCUGGGCUUGGCUGGUGGUACUGCUGGCCAUUCUUGUGGAGGCAGCACUAUGUACCUGGUACUUGACAGCUUUCCCACCAAAAGUGAUGACAGACAAGCGGGUGCUGCCCACAGAGGUACUGGAGCACUGCCACAUGCAUUCCUGGGCCAGCCUAGGCUUGGUACACAUCACCAAUGCAAUGUUGGCCUUCCUCUGCUUCCUGGGCACUUUCCUAGUACAGAGCCAGCCUGGUCGCUACAACCGUGCCCGUGGUCUCACCUUUGCCAUGCUAGCUUAUUUCAUCACCUGGGUCUCUUUUGUGCCCCUCCUGGCCAAUGUGCAGGUGGCUUACCAGCCAGCUGUACAGAUGGGUGCCAUUCUGCUCUGUGCUCUGGGCAUCCUGGCCACCUUCUACCUACCCAAGUGCUAUAUACUUCUGUGGCUGCCAAAGCUCAACACCCAGGAGUUCUUCCUGGGAGGGAGCCGCAAGGAAACAGCAGAUGGGAGCAACAGUGGGGGUGGGGGUGAUAACUCAGGGACACAAUAAGUGACCAAUGACCCAAUGACCUCACCUUUAGUGAGCCCAACCCUAGUAGAGACCUUCCAAGCCAACAACCCCAGACAGUACCUCAACCUGAGACUUGAGACACUUAACUAUAAACUGACUCCAAAUUAUCCACUGACCUUAGCCCCAUAGUGACCCACAGGCCCUCAGUGUAAAAGAUGGACUCUAUGAUCCCACCUAUCCCUCAAAGGCAAGAUCAUUCUUGAUCCUGUUAUGCCCCACCUAAGGCCUGCCCAGUGGCCCACAAAGCGUUCUUUGGGACUCCAUAGCCAUAUCCUGAAUUCAGGAAUGUCCUAGGCAGGCCCUAGGAAGCCAGAAGGUACUACUUGCCUGAAUAUACCAAGCCUGGGGCCCUCAGCACCCUGAACAGGCAUCCCAGAAAUAGAAGGCUGGGCAUAUGUACACACUGGGACAAAGCAAGAAAGCCAGCAGGUAGAGGGCACUCAAUAGGUAGGAAACAUCCAGCCUCCUCCCUUUCUGGCCCAAUCUUAGCCUGAGGAGAGAACCAAGUCACUACCAGCACCUUGGACAGAGCAUAAGCAAGGGUACGUGUCAGCACCAUGGCCAGCACCAGACACCCAGGACCCCUACAGUCUGCUCCUAGUACCAAGGACAGAAAAGAUGCCUACAAGACCCCUGUAACUGGCCAGCACCAGGGACAGAGCCACAUGACUAAGUAUCUUCCA
Molecule: messenger RNA, 5130 nt
Organism: Mesocricetus auratus (golden hamster)
Lineage: Eukaryota; Metazoa; Chordata; Mammalia; Rodentia; Cricetidae
Gene: Tas1r3
Product: taste 1 receptor member 3
Exons: 6
Coding region: 1778-4426 (882 amino acids)
Biological process (GO): G protein-coupled receptor signaling pathway; sensory perception of sweet taste; sensory perception of umami taste
Cellular component (GO): membrane
Molecular function (GO): sweet taste receptor activity; G protein-coupled receptor activity
Source: RefSeq, a predicted model, not a curated record